AUGCCUAAACAAAGCCCAUUUGAUUUAACAAAAUGUGCAAGGCACAACAUUCUUCAGCUAGAACCAUAUAGAUGUGCAAGAGAUGACUAUAAGGAUGACGGAACAAAUGUCCUUCUCGACGCAAACGAGAAUGCAUACGGUCCCAGUUUGGUCCUAACAGACGACGGAAAGCUGGAAAACGUGACUGCAACCGAAAAUGCCCCGGAUCUCGACUUUUUAGGUCUCAAUCGCUACCCUGAUCCACACCAGGUCGAGCUUAAGAAACUCCUUUGCGAUCUCCGAAACACGCAUAUUCACACCCAAAAAAACCUCGACCCGUCUAAUCUCUUCGUUGGCGUGGGCUCCGACGAAGCGAUUGACGCCCUGCUGCGAUGCUUCUGCACACCGGGGAAGGACAAGAUCCUAACAUGCCCACCUACAUAUGGCAUGUACUCUGUCAGCGCACAGGUCAACGAUGUUGGUAUUAUCAAAGUACCUCUGGACGUGGAGAACGGAUUUCAAUUGCGCCCAGACGCCAUGAAUACGACACUCUCAGAGCAAGCAGAUAUCAAACUGGUGUAUAUCUGCUCUCCGGGAAAUCCUACAGCGAAUUUAAUUCGGAAGGCGGAUAUCCAGAAAGUUCUAGAGCAUCCUACCUGGAAUGGUGUCGUCGUGGUUGACGAGGCGUAUAUAGACUUUGCUCCUGAAGGGUCCAGUUUGGCAGAAUGGGUCACUGAAUGGCCGAACCUGGUUGUCAUGCAGACUUUGAGCAAGGCUUUCGGCCUGGCUGGGAUUAGAUUGGGAGCUGCAUUUACGAGCCCGGAGAUUGCGAGGCUGUUGAACAGCCUCAAGGCUCCCUAUAACAUCUCAAGCCCUACCAGCGCGUUGGCAACAGCUGCUCUCUCGAUGGCGAACCUCAAGGUUAUGCGAAGUAACAGGGAGAAACUAUUUAUCCAACGCGAUAGAUUGUUGAAAGAGCUGCCUGCAGUUCGUGGCGUGGGUAAGUUCCUUGGUGGAACUGAUUCCAACUUUUUACUUGUGGAAAUUCUCGACAAACCUGCACAAGAAGGCGGUAGGCCUUGUAACAAGACUGCUCUAGCUGUAUACGAAUCCCUUGCAGAGAGCAAAGGAGUUGUGGUCCGAUUCAGGGGCAGGGAAUAUGGAUGCGAAGGGUGUUUGAGGAUCACAGUCGGCACAGAGUCAGAAGUGUCGAGAUUUCUGAGUGAACUAGCUGUUGUGCUUGGGAAUAUAUAUGCCGGAAGGUCAUAGGAUUGAAGGCGAAAAGAACGAUCACAGCUCUAUAUUUGGAUACCUAGCGUUCUUCUUUUCCUUUAAUCUUGGGAAUACAUGAUUCUCUC
Messenger RNA from Coccidioides posadasii C735 delta SOWgp, 1337 nucleotides. It is a transcript of the gene HIS5, whose product is annotated as histidinol-phosphate transaminase. Gene Ontology annotation, molecular function: L-histidinol-phosphate:2-oxoglutarate transaminase activity; pyridoxal phosphate binding. Gene Ontology annotation, biological process: L-histidine biosynthetic process. The record is from RefSeq and is a predicted model, not a curated record. NCBI's taxonomy places the organism in Eukaryota, Fungi, Ascomycota, Eurotiomycetes, Onygenales, Onygenaceae.